Molecule: messenger RNA, 4597 nt
Organism: Chiloscyllium plagiosum (whitespotted bambooshark)
Lineage: Eukaryota; Metazoa; Chordata; Chondrichthyes; Orectolobiformes; Hemiscylliidae
Source: RefSeq, a predicted model, not a curated record
UCAAAUCCCACCAUCUGCCAUGGCAGGACUGAAACCUGGGUCCACAGAAUAUUACCUGGGUCACUGGAUUAACAGCUCAGUGAUAAUAUAACGAUGCCACCACCUCCACAGCUGCUAUGAGCAUUUCUGGCAUUGUCUGUUUAUUUAAGUUGUCCAGCAUUAUUUUGCCUCUACCUCAAACUCAAAAGUCAAAACCAUUUGUCAAUUGAGAAAACUUCAAAUUGUAUCUUUACGAAACAAUAUUGAAUAUUACAGUAACCUAGUAGAUUUCCCAGAAGUAUUUUGCAGGAAUUGUGGAAAUCUAGAUUGCACAAGCUGAUCAUUCCACCAUUACAUUUCAAAAGUGAUAGGAUUUAAUGAUGUACCAGAUUCUAAAUGUAUAGAUAACCAUAUAUAACAGGAAAAGGUUGACACUGUUGAACUGUGAAGAUUUCAGUAGGUCUGAAGGUUGGAACUGUGCAAUAAAAAUGUCAUUUUGCCUUCUUACUGUUUUAGAAAAUUGAAGAAUCCAUUCAUGAGGGGAAUGAACAAUUUGGGUAUUGAUAAAUAUGAGGACUGUACUGAGGAGAAUCGAGGUGGGGAAGCAAGUACCGACUGUCGGGAUGCAUUUCAGCAGCUUCUGAAAACUCUUGGGCUGUGGGAAUUUUAUCCCAACAAGCUGUCCCUGAAUAAAGUAAAGGAGAUGAAUAUUGAGACUGUGGAGGACAAGAAAUCCACCAGUACAACAGAUAUCCCUUGGCAUUUCCUCAGGCUGCUAAUGGAGGCAAAUUCUAAUGCCAGAAAACAGGACACAUCUGAAGAUGGAACAUCGGAAGAUGAUUUUAAUUCUUACUCUCAAAGUCCGAAUGCUACUGCAAUGUCUUUCCAUCCACUGGACAUUAUUUCUGCGAUCUUUGUGUGUGCAGACACUAUUCUGCAGCAGGAAGUGAUUCUCCGAAUGUCCUUGUGCCAGUUUGCAUUUCCAAUCGUCAUGCCGAGUCCGGAAGGGAGACCAACUUUUCUUAUGCAUCCCAUGCGCUUCUUCGUGAGGAGAUACCGACCUCAAUCAAUGAGAGACAGGGCGGGAUACAUUGAGGAAUGUAUGGGCACAUCUAGUCUUCCAACAUUCGCUUUUGUUCGAUUUGGCAACUGCUCAUCAUCAAAAUCUAAACUAUUAAAUCAGGUUUUCAGCAACUCACAACCCAGUCUGGAUUAUUUUGUCCAUUCUGAUAUGCGAUGUGGCGAUAUAAGCAGGAAGGUUUCAGACGGAAUGAUAGAAAUGAUCUGGUAUUUGCCAUCUGGCAGUAAGGAUAUUGACAUCAUUCCAGAGGCUGUGGCAGUCAUGAAUCUCCGAGGGGAUGCCCAAAACUUUCCGGAACACGUCCAGUUCCUGAGUAAAGUUGCCACCACUCUGUUUGUUUUCAUUGAGCAUUUGAACGAACAAGCCGAAGCAUUUCUGUUUUCCAAUCCUCAGAUUCAACAGAGACUGUUUUUAAUUAUUAAUUCCCAGGUGGCACAAAUAUAUCUCCACUUAGAAAGGUUGAUUGAAGCUAAAUUAAUAGCAAAAGAUCAUAUUUUAACAAAAUACCGAAAAAACAAAGAAGACUUUCUACGAACUAUUCGAUCCAAAUUAAUAGAGAUUCUGAGAAAGGGGGCAGAAGUGAACGAGGAGGCACUGAGUUUGCAAGCAAUGAUCCCAGCAGCGAGGGCCAGUAAGUUUCUGAUCGAUGAAGACAACAACGUGAUUUCAGAAGCUUGGGGAAAAUCCGAAGAAAUUCUUCGAGGAAUUGUGAGCAAAGGCAUUAAAAUGAUCCGAGAGAGAGAGUUGUAUUUCCAAGGAGAUACUUGGGAAAAGAUUUCAGGCAUCGAUAAGGAAAUGUGUCAGUUAAAGAGUCUCAGUGAUGCUAAUGUUUCAGAUUAUGUCAGUCGGCUGCAGAGAGAGAGAGAAGAUCUUUGUCGGGCACUUGCACGUCGUGGGAUGUCGAAUCUGAUGAGGCAAAUAAUCCUUGGGCUCCAGACAAUGGGAAACCAAAGGAAACUUUUCCUAAAUUGCCUAAGAAAUGCAUUGGAGUCAAACUCAGUCACAGUGUCUCAUAGUAACAUAAUGUUAAACCUGGAGACUGAGGAGCAAGUGCAGAGUCAAAGUAUUCAGGAACAAUUGACUGAACAAUCCUGCUUCAUCCUGAUCCUGGACACUGAGGGCUUGCGGGCUCAGGAACGGUCCAGCCUGGAUGGCCAAAAUGAGCAUGACAAUGAACUGGCCACUCUGGUGGCUGGCUUAAGUGAUUUGAUCAUCAUAACCAUGUCCACAGAGACUGCCUCAGAAACGAAGGACAUCCUGCAAAUUGUUGUCCAUGCCUUAAUUCGUAUGAAAGUGGUCGGGAAAAGACCCAAUUGUCAAUUUGUCCACCAAAUGGUUGGAGAUGUGUCUGCACAUCAGAAGAAUGUGGGGAGUCACAAAUCAUUGCACCAGGAGCUGGACACACUGACCAAGAUUGAAGCUAAAACUGAGGGGCAAGAUCACAAAUUCUCAAAGUUCUCUGAUAUUUUGGAUUAUGACUCCAAGAAAAACAAUUGGUACAUCCCAGGGCUGUGGUGUGGCACUCCCCCGAUGGCGCUAGUUAGUAUGGGAUACAGUCAGAAGGUGACAGAACUCAAACACAAGAUUUUGCAGCAUUUUCUCAACAGGAGACCUUCCACCAUGCAAGAGUUCAUUCGCUGGAUGGAAAGUACAUGGAACGCAGUGAAACAUGAGAACUUCAUCUUCAGUUUCAGGAACAGCUUGGUGGCAGAUGCCUACAAUCGACUGUCAGAGAAGUACUCGGAUUUGGAGUGGAAGCUGAGGAGUGAGGUCCAUUCCUGGCUUCAGAAAGAAAUCAGUCAAAUUGCCAACUGUGAAGGGGACCUUCAGGAACUCAAAGGAACUUUGGAUAUUGACGUUCCAAGGAUGAUCAGUGAAAAGAAAAGUCAAAUACUGGAUGAGAUGGAGAGGUAUUUUCAGGAGGACACCAACCAGGCACAUCUGAUUGAGAAUUUUAAAGCAGAGACAGCAGCGGGUUUUGACUCACUGAGUCGGGAGCUUGAAACACGCACAAAGAUGAGAUGUGAGGAAGCAUUGAACAGGCGGAGAGACCUUAACGAAUUAAACCGCAUUUUAAGUAGUUUCAGUGAGAGAAUCCAAGAGAAGAUUGAUCUGCUCUUGGAUAAUUUGAAACUUAAAUCGACAGAUCAAGGUGACAAUGAACUGAGUGAAGCCUUUGAAACAAUAUGGAGAGAAGUCAUGGCAUCAGUACAUUUCCAGCCCAUAGCAGUCAACAUCGAGGGAGACAUGGAAAAGAGCUUGAGGGAAAAUACAAGGACGCAAGGAAGAAUCCUCCCAAUGAAGCUCACAUCUGGGAAGAGUCUUGUUGAGUUAAGCAACGUGGAAUGGAAGAUCACUGAGCAACAUCUGGGAACAAACAAAACAUCUUUCCUUGAUAUGUUUAAAGGAAAGUUACGUGCAGCUUAUACUCUGAUACGUUCCUACCAUCAAAAUAAAGAAAACUUGGAAGACGAGAAUGUGGCACAAUGGGAGGUAACUGCACGUUUACUGGAGGCGAAGAAGAAAACUCUCCAAUUGAUAUCACAAUGUGACGAUUAUGUCGAAGAGAUUGUUAAGAGAGGUGAGAGUUACAACCUGCUUCUUUGUAAUGAACUUCUGCGAGAAGUGGACAGAAAUCUACAGACACUUGAUGCGGAGACACUCAAAGUCAAUGAGCUAUUAAGUACAGAUGUGAAAAUCCAUGUGUGUGGCAAAGCCAUUCAGAGAUUUCAGGAGAUGUAUGAUCGAUUCUGUGACAAACAUAAUCCCCUGAAGAGACUAGCGAAUGAGAGACAUUAUUACUUUACAAUGUUUAAAAGCAUAUACUCUGAAAAGGACCAGAGUGAGACGUGUGCGAGAUUAUUCUGUGAUUCCUGUUUGGAGCCCGCUCUGUUGGAAGCUCUCAAACAGCAACUGGGCUCAACAAUUGUGGAUCACCUUAAAAAAGAGCAAAAGAUAGAACUUACGUCACGCAGAAACCUUCAAGUGGGGAUCAUGUUGUAUCUAAAAAAGCUCAAAAGCUUUGACAAGUACUGUCAGUACUUUGAACAGACCGGAAAGUUUGAACAAGUUUGGGUAAAAGAGCAAGUGCUGAACCAUUGUAAAGGGCUGAACAACAACAAAUCCAUGUUUUAUUGCAUAGCUCAGGAGGUGCUGCAGCAGAAGCUGGUCACUGACAGCUGCACAGCAACAGCCACCGCAAUUUAUUUGUACCAGAAAGAUAAAGGACAUUGGGAGCAAAGAUUUUUCCGGAAUAUAGAUGAGCUACUUUUGAAGAGGCGUUAUAUCGAAAUGCAAUGUGAGGAAUACAGUUCCUGGAACAUUCCUUCAAAUCCGAAGGCUAGGGUGCCAUCUUAUUGGAAAUGGGUCCUGUACACCUAUAACAAGGAGUUUGCAGAGAAAUACAAGGUGAAUCCUGCAAGAAACAUUUCCAACUGGAAUAUUCCAUGGGAGAAGAUCGUGUCCGAACUGGAAGCUGAGUAUGGUGUGAAGGUUGGGGAGACUGGAAUAAUCCAAACCUCGUAUUAUCAAGGAUAA